CUAAAAAAAAGAAAACAGUCGCGAGUUUGUUUGUUGUUGCGCCGUUUGAAAGUCCGUCUAGCAAAGAAAUUUUAUCCGCAAAAUAUUUUCACUUUUCUGACUGAAAUCACAGAUUAUUGUGAACACAUUCUGAAAUUCGUGUAGUGUAAAUAGUGUUCAUUCUGGAAAUGGUGAAGUUCUUAGCGAUAGAGUGAUCAUUCAUGACGGUUUUUGAUCUCUCACAACUUCCCGUGCAAUCAUGCCGCAGUGACAUAACGCCAUCAUGUCCUCCAAGCUACCAAGCCGCAAAAAUGUUGAACCACUGUUUAGAAUUGUUUCCGACCUGGACAAACCUUCGAUCGUAUCCUCUUCGCCAAUCCCUACGGCCAAUGCUGACGAUUGCGGAGAGAGCACAACCAAGACGGAUUACUUUCGCUUCCGACGAAAAGCUCACAAAUCCCGAAUCCCUGGCCCGGCUCGCACUUACGUCGGAACCAUUGUGAGUCGUUCCCAAAGUGUCGAUGAUUUGCAGGCUGGAAACGAUCGAAGCUCCAAGGAUAAAAAGGAAUCGGUUGGUCAUCUAGAGAAGGUUGUGCGGUCGAAAGAUCACCAGAUCGCGAAACUGGUAGAUAAAAUAACCACGCUGUUCGAAUGUAACAGUAAAUUUGCGGUCGAACACGAGAAACUCCAGAAGGAAUACCUGCAGCUUCAGCAAAAUUUAAAAGCACUGGAAUCGAUACAACCGAAGAGUUGCGAGACAUGUGGCCAAUUUGAGCAAGAGCGCGAAUCGCUGGCAAAGGAGAACGGGGAUCUACGGAACGACAUCAAGAUGAUGAAGAUUUUGGUUUAUCGGUUGAAUGUGCAGGUCGAAAGGUACCAAGAUGUGAUACGAGAAGGAAAUAAGGGUGCCACGGGAGUUGUUCCAAAGGUCGAUUUCGUUGAUAGCUCAUACGGUGGAGCGAAGGAUAAUCUUAAUUGGGGUCCAGUAAACUCCCAUACUCUGGGACCGUUGUUGAACGCUUACGAGGAAACCAUUGCGGAGAAAAACGAUUUGGUUCAGCAGUACGAGCAGGAGUUCAUUGUCUUCACCGGAAAACUCAAGCAAGUGUUGGAAGAGAACGAAAAGCUGCACAAAGAUGCGGAGGAGAUUAAGAGCACCCAAAGCAAUUGGUUUUCGGAACGAGCGCGGCUCCAGGCGCAAGUUGAUGUGUUCAAAAACAAAGCUGACAUCCAGGGGAAACGGGCUGAUCUGGCAAAGGAGAAGCUGGUGGAAGUUCUCAAAUGUUACGAGCAGAAAAUUCAAGCCCAGUGUCUGGACAUCGAACGUCUACAGGAAGCUUAUUCACGCUCGAAAGGUGAACUGACAUCGCUCAGAAACCUUAACAAUAAACCAGAAGUGGUAGUGGAAAGUUUAAAGGAAUGUCAAAAGUUAUUCGAGGAUAUGAAGAUUCAGCACGAUUCCGAAAAGACACGGUUCACCGAUGAAAUGGAUUCGUUGAAGGCAGCACUCAGCGCGAAGAACGAAGAACUAUCCAAACUGCAAAUCAAAACUGCCGAACAGGAUAAGGUGUUCGAACGUCAAAAGGAAAUCAACGAGGUCCUCAUGGAGAAGAACACAGCACUGAAGCGAUCGCUUCACCACUGUAGACAAUCGAAGGAAGCCCUCAAGACGAGGCUAAAAAACGUGGUCACCUGGGGAAAGGGUGUGGAGCAACGAAAGGACCAGCUGACGGAUGCCUGGCGCAAUGUUAAGACGUUGCAGGAAAAGAUCCGACAGAGGGACGAGCAGUUGCAUGCCCUCCAGGUGCGGUAUGGCGCCGAAGUGGAACAGCUGCAGCGAAGGUUGAAACAACGUGAAGACAGUCUGAGAAGAAUACUCGAGGAGAAGGCGCAAUUCAGACAGGUUUAACGGGCCUAGCUGAGGAUUGAAUCGUUUAGUAUGGUUGAACAGUACAAAUCAAAAGAAUAUCCAUAGGAGAUGGUAAGAUUUAGUUUAUUUAUGUAAAACAAUGAAAGCGCAUCGAAUGCACCGAAACGUUAGAUAAAUCACGCUAGUCUAAUUUGUACGCUUCAAUAAUUAUAUAGGCAUUACGUGUAAACUACCCGGAA
Molecule: messenger RNA, 2088 nt
Organism: Aedes aegypti (yellow fever mosquito)
Lineage: Eukaryota; Metazoa; Arthropoda; Insecta; Diptera; Culicidae
Gene: Cep89
Product: protein Cep89 homolog
Exons: 5
Coding region: 263-1888 (541 amino acids)
Biological process (GO): mitochondrion organization; chemical synaptic transmission; cilium assembly
Cellular component (GO): ciliary transition fiber; centriole
Source: RefSeq, a predicted model, not a curated record